CGAAAGACUAAUUGAACCUUGACCUUUUCAUUAUCCGAAACGAAAAUCAACGGCAGGAAAACUGCAAUGCCUAUGCAGAGGAAGAUGAUGUACCGCCGUCUGCACGCGGCGACUGCUCACAACUGGGAAGAGGAGAAAAACAAAUAUAAGGACAUCCAGGAUGAUGGAACCAUGACCUUCUUCUGGCGUGCUCACACUCUGACUGUGUUGGUGAUAUUCAGCUUCAUCUUGGUAUAUGUGGCACUCAUCGAAGAACCAUCAACAGAUACAGACUAUAAUAUGAAACGAGGAGUGACUGCCAUGGGCCUAUGUUUCCUGCUGUUUGGUGUCACCCAGACCCCCGAUGGCCCUUUUAGGAGGCCCCAUCCUGCAUUUUGGAGACUUAUUUUAUGUCUAAGCAUUCUGUAUGAGCUAUCCUUGGUCUACCUUCUCUUCCAAAGUAGGGACGAUGCCCGUCUCUUGAUUCGCCAUUUGGACCCUAACCUCGGCAAGCCCCUCCCUGAGAAAAGUUAUGGCGGGAACUGCCUGAUUUACGACGCAGAAAACCCAAAUGACCCUUGGCAUAAUUUCUGGGACAAAAUGGAUGGGUUUGUUCCUACUCAUUUCUUUGGAUGGUGGUUAAAGACUCUGAUUAUCCGAGAUGUGUGGUUUUGUUGGGUGAUCAGCCUGAUGUUUGAGAUUCUAGAGUACACCCUUGAACAUCAGCUGCCUAACUUCUCUGAGUGUUGGUGGGACCAUUGGAUCAUGGAUGCCCUGGUGUGCAAUGGUCUGGGAAUCUACCUGGGCAUGAAGACCCUAAACUACCUCUCCAUGAAGCCUUACCACUGGAGGGGCAUGUGGAACCAACCCACAUUCAGGGGGAUGGCUAAGAGAGUUGCCCUGCAGUUCACUCCCUACAGCUGGACGGACUUCAACUGGCGGCCGACCUCCAGUCUCAUAAGAUGGUUUGCAACCAUCUGCAUUUUCAUUGUGUUUCUGCUUGCGGAGCUGAACACAUUCUACCUGAAGUUUGUGCUGUGGAUCCCACCGGAGCACUUCCUCAACCUCACCCGGCUUGUGUUCUUCCUGUUCAUGGGCGCUGCAUCCCUGCGUGAGGGGUUCCAGUACCUCGAUGACCCGGAAUGCAAGAAGUUUGGUCGCCAGGCAUGGAUGAUCAUCGCAAUCACGGUGACAGAGCUGCUGAUUGCUAUCAAGUUUGAUGCUGAAACCUUGAGCAAGCCACUUCCCACUCAUAUCGCGUACUUUUGGAGCCUUGGAUUUUUCUGUCUAGUGGGGUACACAAUCUGGAAGUUCUAUGUGAAGCGUGACGUGAAGAAUGAUCUUGAAGUAACUCCUAGGGCUAAGGAGCAGUCUCAAGCACUACAUGAUAAUGAAGAAAAAGAGGAAGAUGAUGAGGUGGAAGAAGAAGACAAUAGGUACAACCUAAGGAACGACGGGGUUCGCCAUCGAACCAAGACUAAAAAUGGUUCUGCAGGGCUUUAGUGUUAUCACACACACAAAUUGGCAGAUUGAACAAGCUUGCAUUUAUUGUAUUCUUUCAUAUGUCCAAAUGUUACAUUCAUAUUUGAAUAAGUAGUUAAAAUUGAUGUGUUAAAUGUUUUGUCUGGCGUGCGAGUUAUGCGGGUUUUUUAAUAUUUAUUCUGGUAUUUUGUCAGAAAAUAAUAUUGUCUUUGCUUGUUAUUGCAAAUGUCCACGUUUUGUUAUUAAUUUGAAUGUUUAUGUUUUAUUAUUUUAAAAAGACCAUUACUGCUUUCCAAGAAUUGUUCUUUAAGUGUUUGGAAUAACAACAACUAUGCUUUAAUUAGCCUGCUUUCCAGUUUUCAAAUUGUGCUUAGCUCUGAUCAUGCUUGUUUGAAUAUUUCUUUUAGAUUAAUGUAUUUAAAACAUCUUUAUAAAUUGUGUCUUAUUGAUUGGAUGACACAAAUUGCAGGAUUGUUUUACGUGUACAAAUGUUCUGUUUCAUAGCUUUGGUAUGUUAUUAUUUUUGCAUAACGUUUACAUACAUUGAAGUUGGUGCUAUGUGGAGCAGGUUUGGUGACAAGAUAAUUGUGUCUUUCUUAGGAUACAUCAACAUAAUAUGCUCAUUGCAAGCUUUCAUGAUAGCCCCUUUUUGUCUAUUUUGCAUCUUCAGCAUAAUUUCAUUUUAAUUUCUUUAAUUGCAUUACACAGUGCAGUACAUAUUGUUUUGAUGAUAUAUUAAUGUAAAGAAAAAAUUAAAUCUAUGAAGAAACGAGGUCAAUUUGUAAAUUGGAGAAAAAUUUGAGGGGCCACAUAAAUUGCCAAAUCUAAAGUUAAACGCUCUCAAAACAUGUGCUCUUCUCAUGUUAUGAUCAAGUUUACAAAUGGUUAAUAUAUAUGUCAGAGAAGCUCACUUGACGUUGUGCAAAGAGUCAAGUCUGAUGACCAUUCUGUACUCCAUAUAAAUUGUAUUGCUUGAUUAAUUAUUGAGCUGCCUAUUGUUUUAAGUGAUUUACUCAGUAUGCAUUUUUCAUUUCAUUUAUUUCGAAAUGCACAUUUUCUCAAUACAGUUUAUGUAACAUAAUCACAGAGUCAUAUCAUUUAUAGGAAAUCACGUUAUGUAAAUUAUUUUAUAUAAUUGAAAUAUAUAACACUCAUGUUUGUGUGUCAAUAUCAGUUUUAAAACAAUAACUUUGAUAGAUAGUUUAAGAAGCUACAAAUUUGAUAGAUUGUUUAAGAACCAACAAUAAUUUUUAUUAAUGGUUAAAUGGAUACUAACAUAUUUUUCUAAAUAAUAUAUAAAAAUACACAUAACAUUCCAAUAUUGUUAAAAACUAGACAAAUUCCAGAGUGUUAUUUUCUUAAAAAAGUCAUAAAAUACAUCAAUUAUAUUGAACAUUUGAUCAAUAAUGCAUAUUAAAUAUAAACUGCAAGUUACACUUUAUAAUAUUUUGUAUUUGGUGUUGCUUUCUGAAACAUAUUGUAAGCUGAUAAUCUGUUAAAGCGAGAUUAUACGAUUUUAUAUGUGUUAAAUUGUAAUAUAUUGAUAAAAUAUGUUACAAUAACACAAAUAGGCAAGAAAAAUUAUACAUUAAAUACGAAUUUCAUAAAAUGCAGCCAAGACAAAUUAGUGCUCUGAGCAGAUUGUGAUAAAAAUAUUUUCCUACAAUAACUGAAGCAUUCGUCUUUUUAUUAGGACCAGAGUUAGUGUUUGUGUGUCAUAUGAAUAUAUAUCGUUGCAGGAAUUUAAGAUGAACCGUUAAAGUAAGUUUAGAUUCACAUCAUACAUGCAUGAUAUGCAUGCUGGUGAAUUCGACUGUACAGCCAUUUUCGAUUUCAGAUUUAAAUAUCUGGCUUAUCUCGCAUUUUUCGACACAUGUUCUUCUGAACUUUUAUUUUAGUUUCUAUUGAAAUAUAAAUAUAUUAAGUGUUUUACACAUUUUAUAUAAAUUCAUUAAUAUUUGACAAAAUCGUAUAUACUCGCUUUAAGCUUUUAUUUUUGUUGAUGUAUGUUUGUAUUGCCUAUUUUAAUUAAUGAUUGCAUAUUAAUUGUUUUGCAUCUGCACUGGUUAGCAUGUUACACAGCAAAUGAUAAUUUAAUAGUAUGCGUUAUAAACCAUGGACUGAAAUGAUAUCAAAAUUUGACAUGUUUUUUAACAAAAAUUUGUUAGUCUUAUGUUUAACUUGGAAUUAAUAUCAGUAUGCACCUUUUAAUGUUGAAACCAAUUUAUCCAUUACAUAUUUUGUAAUUGUAUUUUAACGGUUUCACCGGAGGGGCAUUAUGGUUUGCGCUCUGUGAGUCUGUGUGUCUGUCACACUUUUCUGGAUCCUGCGAUAACUUUAAAAGUUUUUCAUAUUUUUUCAUGAAACUUGAAACAUGUUCAGAUGGCAAUAUGGAUAUUAUUCCUACGUCAAGAAUUUUGGUUGCUAUGGCAAAAAAAAUAAUCUUACAAUGGUUGAGCCGGUAGGGGACAUAUAUUGCUCGAAAAUAAUCUUGUAUAUCAAUAUGUUUUAUUUUAUGUUUGAUUGUGUGUUUUUUUAAGUUAGGUGAUGGAAAAUAUGUUACUUAUGCAAUAUUUCUCUAUUUCUUACACCGUCCAUAACAAAGUGAGGCUUUCUUCAAUUUUUUAGCAAAAAAUCAAAAUACACAAUUUAAGUGUGGCUUGUAAAUAAUUGUAGAUGCUCUGUUUCAAAAGACCAAUAAUGGAUUUUAUUCAUAGCAUUAAUUUGAAAAGGGAGAAAAAUAUACAUGUAGCACUUCAAGAAGAUUACUUUUAGAAAUUAGAUUUUUAUACAAUUUUGUACAGAUUGAAUUGUUUAGUUUAAAAUUUCAUGUUUUGUGUGUGAAGAUAGAACCUUCAUCUGAUAUGGUGAUGUACAUUUGUUUUUAUACUUCCUUUUCUUUCCCACUCAGAGGCAAAGUAAAAAUGAAUUUGUGCAAACAGCAUUAAACCAGAACAGCCUGCGAGUAGCUCUCAGUAUCUAAGGGUUGGAAAUGAAGCAUUAAAAACUUGAAUUUUGUUAGAAAGGUCUUUAAUUAAAUGUAACUUUCUAAGGGACAACAAAUGCGUCAAAAUCUGUAUCUAAGUGGUAAAGGGUUAAUUGCUUAUUAACGAUGUGUAUGAAGAAAUGUAAAGCAGGAGUAAUGCUUGCUUGACAACAGUCAUCAUAGUGGCCAAGAAAAAGUUGUUUCUGUCUAAUUAAAUGCCCAACAAAAUAGGCUUGAUAGGUCAGCUUUACUAUUUUUUGGUUAACUUCUGUCUUACACAUUUAUUGAUGAUACAGAAAUAUUCAAAUUCUCUUUUCAAACUUAUAACUUAAUUUGUAUGAAGUGAUCCAAUUUUGCAAAACUGAUCGAAAAACUCAUUUUGAAGUACCAACACAUUUUAUGGUUCAUACUAAAAAUAAGGGUUGGUCAGAUUAGUGGAUACAAUCACCUUUUAUUACUCCUUAUUUACAAAAGAGACCACUUUUAGUUUGACAAGCUUAUCAAAUGGCUUCUAAUUGCAUAUACAUAUUUUAUUUGGAAUUGGAGCAACUGGCGAAAUAUAUUAUCUGAAAUGCCAUGAAUGUUAAGUCAGUGUCAAUUUUCAAAUUUGGAUCAUUGAUAUUCCAAGUGUGACUCACUAUGCUAGAAGUGUCCAUCAUAGUUAUGUUACUUACAAGAUAUUUUCACCAACUUUAAUUAUGAGUGUGGCCUCUUAUCUUGUUGAAUUUAAGUGACUGGACUUGAGUCUGAGCUGUGACUCACAAUGUGGUGCUGUUAUUUUAAAAUGUUGUGCAUCUUCUUUGAUAAUGCUUACCGGGUAUGUUAUUCUGUGAUGUUAGAUACUCUUGUCCCUAUAACAUGUUAUUAUUCCAUGUGCAUUUAUCACCAGGAGUGCUUCAACGUAUUGAAAUCAAGUAUUUUUUGAGCGUUUACUUGUAUAAUGUGUUGAUAUUUCUAUGAUGACCUUGCUUAUGUUAUUAACGAUUGUUGUUAAUGUGCACGGAAUAAAAGGCUACAGAUGA
Messenger RNA from Dreissena polymorpha, 5469 nucleotides. RefSeq names its product phosphatidylserine synthase 2-like. Gene Ontology annotation, biological process: phosphatidylserine biosynthetic process. Lineage: Eukaryota; Metazoa; Mollusca; Bivalvia; Myida; Dreissenidae. Bases 67 to 1482 code for a protein of 471 amino acids. Gene Ontology annotation, molecular function: L-serine-phosphatidylethanolamine phosphatidyltransferase activity. The record is from RefSeq and is a predicted model, not a curated record. The transcript is spliced from 13 exons.